Trichoderma harzianum CBS 226.95 is the source of this 952-nucleotide messenger RNA. RefSeq lists its product as hypothetical. NCBI's taxonomy places the organism in Eukaryota, Fungi, Ascomycota, Sordariomycetes, Hypocreales, Hypocreaceae. Bases 80 to 907 code for a protein of 275 amino acids. The transcript has 2 exons. The record is from RefSeq and is a predicted model, not a curated record.
CUCUAGUACAGCAGAAUUCUCCAGGUACGAUGAUGACGGGGUUGGUCAGAUCAGGUCGUUGCCGGUGAAGAGGAUCAAAAUGGUCGAGGCCCUGAUCAAUCUCGCGAGAGCAGCCCACACCUCUAAAGGAGCCAGAAGGCAGCCACCGGCAAGACUUUCGUUUGCCUCUUCCAUAGCGGUUGUCAGGAACUAUGGCAAAGAGUUCUCUGCUUCGUCUUCAUCAAUCACCGUGCCAGAGGAAGAAAUGCAGAGUCCGGAGACAGUGGUACCCAUGGGCUAUGCAGAGGCUAAAUGGGUAUGUGAACGUUUGCUCGGCCAUGUUGGUCGCCACUUCCCAGACGAAAUUGAGCCUAUUAUUGUACGAAUUGGCCAACUUUGUGGGCCGGAGGCAUCGCCGGGAAUAUGGAAGUCGUCGGAGUAUAUUCCGGCAUUAUUGAAGGCGAGUAAUCUCAUUGAAGCCAUGCCUCAACUUGAAGGAGUGCUGUUUACUGACAUAUCGUACGAAAUAUCUUGGUUGCCAGUCGAUCGAGCCAGUCGCUCUUUGAUCGACAUUCUAUUCCAGCACGAUAAGGUACCUUUGGUGCUACAUGUCGAGAACCCCGUGCAGCAAAAUGCAGAUAGCAUCAUGAACACACUGGUAGAUGCGCUAGGCCUCUCUCCUGACAGGAAGAUGCCCUACCAGGAAUGGCUCCGUAAGGUAUUAAGUCUAGGUGUAUUCGACUCCCUAAUCGAUUUCCUCACCAACGAUUUCCAAGACUUAGCUCUUGGAGAGAUUCGACUAGAUACGAAGAAAGCAAUAUACUACUCAAAGACAUUGCAAGAGUCGCAGGGUGUCAAUAACGACGUAUUGAUAGAAUACAUCAGGCGGGGGGAGAAACAGGGAAUGUUUACAAAAGCUGCGCAAUAGCCUUGAGCUAGGCACUCACCAUCACUUAUACAUGUAGACAUUCCC